Molecule: messenger RNA, 1406 nt
Organism: Gossypium raimondii (Peruvian cotton)
Lineage: Eukaryota; Viridiplantae; Streptophyta; Magnoliopsida; Malvales; Malvaceae
Product: ornithine decarboxylase 1B, chloroplastic
Exons: 1
Coding region: 44-1276 (410 amino acids)
Cellular component (GO): cytoplasm
Molecular function (GO): ornithine decarboxylase activity
Source: RefSeq, a predicted model, not a curated record
CAUCUACUCACAACUCUUUUUUUCUGUCCAACAAGUCUCUCCAAUGGUGGGUGAAGCAAAGUUGAUAGAAAAUAGGGUGGAAAAACCCGUCUCCACAGAUGGUUUAUUUCGUUUUAUUAAAUCAGUCAUUUCCGAUGAACAACAAGAAGAAACAGGCCCAUUUUACGUGCUGGAUUUGGGUGCUACGAGGUCCCUAGUCGAGACAUGGUUCCAUAAUCUUCCCAUGGUUCAACCUUUCUAUGCAGUCAAAUCCAACCCUAACCCCGCUUUCCUCAAAGAAAUGGCAGCUCUCGGCACCGGCUUUGACUGUGCAAGCCUUCCUGAGAUUGAAACCAUUUUAUCGCUUGGGGUUUCGCCUGAUCGAAUCGUUUUCGCAAACACAUGCAAACCCGAGUCUCACAUCAAGUAUGCAGCUAAAGUUGGCGUUAACUUAGCCACUUUCGACUCCAACUGUGAGCUCGAAAAGAUAAAGAAGUGGCACCCGAAAUGUGAACUGUUGAUCCGAAUCAAAGUCCCGGAAGCCAGUGGUUCAGCAUUCAUGUUCGGUUCCAAAUUCGGUGCACUCCCUGAGGAAAUUGUUCCCCUUCUGAAAGCUGCUCAAGAAGCGAAGCUCCAAGUUGUCGGAGUCUCGUUUCAUAUUGGGACUGGAGCAAUUAACUUCCAUUCAAUCCAAGGUGCCAUCGAAGCAGCUAAAACAACGUUCGACUUUGCAGCUCAACUUGGGCUACCUAAAAUGCAUAUCUUAGACAUCGGUGGAGGCUUCACAUCAGGUCCAAAGUUUACCGAUGCAGCCUCCGCCGUGAAAGUUGCUUUACAAAAAUAUUUCCCUGGUGAGCUAGCUGAUAGUAGCUUAAAAAUCAUUGCGGAACCUGGUUACUUCUUUGCUAAUUCGCCAUUUACAUUAGCGACAAGCAUAAUAGGGAAACGAGAAAGGGGAGACGUUAAAGAGUACUGGAUUAACGACGGAGUUUGGGGGUCUAUGAACAUUUUGAAGGACGAUCAUGACGAAGUGAUUUGCACUCCCCUCACCAUAAAAAAUCCCACAUGCGAAGGGCUGAAAACAUGGAAUUCUACAGUUUUUGGACCAACAUGUGAUCCAAAUGAUAUAGUUUUGAAGGGUUUCAAAUUGCCAGAACUAGACGUGAAUGAUUGGUUGGUAUUUCAGAACAUGGGGGCUUAUACUUCAUCACGUGGGAACGAUUUCAAUGGCUUCAAAACCUCAGCUAUUCCAACUUAUAUCCUGGUUCUUAUGCCACCCCUAAGACAAGAAAAAUAAGUGGUUUGGGCUAAUUUGCUUGCCAACUCAUAUCUUCUAGCAAUCAUGACACGAUCAAAGAUAAUUUAGCUUAUGAAAUAAUGUCAUAUCUUGCUACAAGAUCCAUUCAAGCAAUAAGUUCUUUAAUUAA